CAGCCCCACCUAGUGAUGUUAAGGGACAGGCCAGAUGACUACAGAGCGGGAAGGUGAGAGAGCACUGCUGUUGACUAUUGCAUGACAGCUCUUACCACAGAGACUCUUCCGGUGAACAAAUUGAUGUGGGUGAGAAGUGUUUGGACAGGAACAAGAAGUGGUGAGCAGAGCAGAGGGAAAGACCUGGUUAAGAUGAGCCUGAACUUUGUUUCUUCCUUUCCCGUUUUUACUCACUUAUUCUUCUCACUUAGCCAAGCUCUGUUUCUUUAAAUUAACUUAUCGUGCAACACUGACAUGUGUUUAGACUCAGUUUGGAGGAACUGACAUUACCCUGACUUCUGUCUGACGGCGACCUGUUGGACCGUACAGAAGAGAUAUGACACAGAAAGGUACUAUGACAAGCAAUGGCACCGCUAAGAAGGGAGAAGAGCUCAAAAUUGUUAUUGUGGGUGAUGGGGGUUGUGGGAAAACAUCCCUUCUAAUGGUCUAUGCUAAAGGAGACUUUCCAGAGAAGUAUGCCCCGUCUGUGUUUGAGAAAUAUGUCACCACAGUCAAGUAUGGAGGGAAAGAGAUUAGACUCAACCUCUAUGACACAGCUGGCCAAGAUGACUACGAUCGUUUGAGGCCACUCUCCUAUCAGAAUGCCAACCUGGUGUUAGUCUGUUAUGACGUAACCAACCCCACCAGUUUUGAAAAUGUCUUAAUCAAAUGGUACCCGGAAGUGAACCACUUCUGUCGCGAUGUUCCUGUCAUUCUGAUUGGCUGUAAGACUGACCUGAGAAAGGAUAAGGAAUGUACCAGAAGGCUCAAAGCCAUGGACCAGGCUCCCAUUACUUACACACAGGGUGAGGAGACCAGGCGGCACAUGAGUGCUGAGCUUUAUCUGGAGUGUUCAGCCAAAUAUCGUGAAAACGUGGAGGACAUUUUCAGAGAGGCCACUAAAAAAGCCCUGGCAUCCUGCCGCAGAGCAAAACACCGUACAAGGAAGAGGCAUUGUGUCGUCCUGUGACCUCUUAGUGAAAGGACAGAGGCUUGAAGUCAAUUGACACAACAGGACACCCUGUCCCCUGGUCUUACAUGUCAAAUCUACACCAUCUGCUGCUUGUCUAUUAUAAACAACUGCUUGCCACAUCCUGGGUCAACUUAAUUCAAUUUCAUCAAGAGCCUGUCUGGAGACACCAUCCCCAGCCAACUCAUGCCCUUGGAAUCUGGACAAUGAUAUUCAACACUGAACUAAUGUCUGCUAGGGUCGAGAUGGUAAUCCUGCUAGUUCUGUGGGCGCAAGGUCUAUCCUGGGAUUCCAGAGUGGUUUUGUCUCCACGUUAGGCCAAAGUAUAAGUGGGAAUAUGAUAAAGUAGAUUGAGAUUGUGUACCAUAGAAUUGAGUCAAAUAUCCUUUUUUUAUCAGUGACUGAAUUGCUAUUUUUACUUUUAUAAAUAAUUUGUUGUACCCAUU
This is a messenger RNA of Oncorhynchus kisutch (coho salmon), 1455 nucleotides long. Its product is annotated as rho-related GTP-binding protein RhoF-like. Gene Ontology annotation, biological process: small GTPase-mediated signal transduction. Bases 377 to 1009 code for a protein of 210 amino acids. NCBI's taxonomy places the organism in Eukaryota, Metazoa, Chordata, Actinopteri, Salmoniformes, Salmonidae. Gene Ontology annotation, molecular function: GTP binding; GTPase activity. The transcript has 5 exons. The record is from RefSeq and is a predicted model, not a curated record.